This is a messenger RNA of Sphenostylis stenocarpa, 1377 nucleotides long. The record is from the annotation of a GenBank genome assembly. Lineage: Eukaryota; Viridiplantae; Streptophyta; Magnoliopsida; Fabales; Fabaceae.
AUGAUUAACAAUGGAGUUUACAUUCUCCACACGAGCCUCUGUUUCCUAGAGAAUCACCUGUUCCGACCAUUGCCGUGCUCGUUUACUUUCCGGCGGCGGUUUCUGGUCACUGCAUCAGAAACGAAGAAGAAAGAGAAGGUAGUUGUGAUUUCUGGACCCACCGGUUCCGGCAAGAGCCGCCUAGCAUUGGAACUCGCAAAGCGCCUCAACGGCGAAAUCGUCAGUGCCGACUCCGUCCAGGUGUAUCGGGGGCUUGAUGUUGGAUCUGCAAAGCCUUCCCCAAAUGAAAGAAAGGAGGUACCACAUCAUCUGGUUGACAUACUGCACCCAUGUGAAGACUAUUCUGUUGGGAAGUUUUUUGAGGAUGCUAGGCAAGCUACUAGAUGUAUUCUUGACAAUGGCCGUGUUCCCAUAGUCGUUGGAGGCACUGGAUUGUAUUUAAGAUGGUUCAUAUAUGGAAAGCCAGAUGUACCUAAAGCUUCUCCAGAGAUUACAUCGGAAGUAAAUCAAGAGUUAACUGAUCUACAAAGGAAUGGAGACUGGGAUAGAGCUGUGCAGUUGGUGGUAAAAGCAGGUGAUCCAAAGGCUCAACUUUUAGCAGUGAAUAAUUGGUACCGAUUACGGCGAAGCCUAGAGAUUAUUAAGGUAUGCUUGCAGUUUUUCAAGAUACUGAUAUCUAGUGGAUCACCUCCUUCUGCAUUUCCGGUACCAUAUGAUUCUUUCAGGGAACAAGGUGAAUGUAAUCGUGCGGAGGGUUCUGAGUCGUCUGAUAUUAACACGUAUGGUGAUGCAAUGGAAGAAACCAACUCCUCAGAGUUAGACUAUCAGUUUAUGUGCUUUUUCCUUUCUAGUCAUAGACUUGACCUCUAUAAAUCAAUUGAUUAUCGGUGUGAAGAUAUGCUUUUAGGAAGGGAUGGAAUUUUGUCCGAGGCUCAAUGGCUUCUUGAUGAGGGUCUUCAUCCAAACUCCAAUUCUGCAACUAAAGCAAUUGGUUACAGACAAGCCAUGGGGUACUUACAAAGAUGCAGAGAGCAAGGGGGCCAAAGUUCUGUUGCAGAAUUUUACAAAUUCUUGUUUGAAUUUCAAAAAGCAUCACGGAAUUUUGCAAAAAGGCAGUUGACAUGGUUUCGAAAUGAAAACAUAUACCAGUGGCUUGAUGCUUCUAAACCUCUGGAAACCAUUCUCAAUUUCAUCAAUGAGGCUUACCACGAUUGGAAUGGAAGUCUUUUUGUGCCUGAACACUUGAGAAUGUCGAGAGAUGUUUCUGAUCGCCGAGAAGCUUCACAACUGAAGUCAUACCGCACCAAGAAUAGGCAUUUUGUGAAGGGGGAAGAUUGUUCUCAUAUUCUGAACUGGAUAAGCAAGACUCAAAGGUGA